AUGUCUCGAAACCGCCAAAUAGAUACGAUGGACGAUGAAGGACAUGCAUCAUCAUCUAGUGAAGAGGAAUCCGACUUCGAUAGCGACGAAGAAAUUGCGCUGCAGACCCGCCAAACGCAAGUGAUUGAUAAAGACUCCGAUGAAGAGGAACUCGAACGAUUUGUGCUUGGAGAUACGGCCAAUUUCCGAGAAAACUUGUUUCGAGACGAGUCGAGAGUCGACGAUGUAGGGAAUAUUUUUAGUGGUCUCGUUGAAAAAGAAGGAGACGACCUUGAGACAGGUUUAGAGGAUGUGGACGAUGCAGAUCUCUUCACCUUUGACGUAGGGGGUGCUGCCCCCAGCGGUGACAAAGCCGCUGUGGUAUCACUGGUCCCUAAAAGCCAGGAAAUACCAGAGAAGAACCGGCCUGCUUGGGAAGAUAGCGACGAUGAGAAUUUAACUAUAUCACUGGCGGACGUAUCUCAACUGCGAAAGCUACGGAUUAGCGAGGCAGAGGACGUUAUUAGUGGUACUGAAUAUACUAGAAGACUAAGGCAACAAUAUCUUCGGCUGAAUCCACUUCCCAAAUGGGCGAGAGAGGCUGAGGAACGCCCAGCGAAGCGUCGUCGGCGGUCAUCUGCGGCAGCAAGCGACUCGAGCAUAUCCGACGACGAAGCAAAUGAAGGGGAUGGUGAAGCAUCUGCUUUACCGCUGGAAAAGUUCCUCCGAGAUGCCAGUACAUUGAAAGAUAAAAACACUCAGAAGGUGAAGAAAUUACGUCCAGAGGUCAUUGACAUUCAACGAUCUCGAGAUAUACCUGAUACACACAAGGACGAAGUCACAUCUCUUGCUUUCCACCCAGAAUACCCUGUUCUACUGUCCUCUAGCACAUCCUCUGUAUUACACCUACACCACAUCGCGCCAACUGCCCACCCAACUCCAAACCCCCUCUUGACGUCGGUACAGGUCAAACAAGUACCCGUUCGGAGAGCCGAGUUUCUGUACCCUACUGGCGAUAAAAUCUUUUUCGCUGGACGGCGACGAUAUAUUCACUCGUGGGACUUGGCUACUGGUACGAUACAAAAGACGAACAAAGUACAGGGUCAUCGGUUAGAGCAAAGAACGUGGGAGCGUUUUAAGCUCAGCCCCUGCGGGCAAUACUUGGCAUUGAUCGCCUCGACAAGGAAAGGCGGUGGUAUUAUUAAUAUCUUGAACGCUAAUACUAUGCAAUGGGUUGCUGCCGCCAGACUCGACAGCAGAGGAGGCAUUGCGGAUUUCUCCUGGUGGAGCAAUGGUCACGGGCUUACAAUUUUGGGUAGGGGAGGUCAGGUUGGUGAAUGGAGUAUGGCUACGAGGCGUUUCCUUGCGAUUUGGAAUGACGAAGGCUCUAACGGAGGAACGGUGAUGGCAAUGGGGGGCCGGGACGGUCCUGUCACUCUCGGCGAGGACCGGUGGAUAGCAAUUGGAUCUAACAGUGGCGUGACAAACAUCUAUGAUCGGCAAGCUCUAAUAUUACCUUCUUCGGACGAAGAGCUGGAAGUCCAGGAAAGACCCGAACCAACCCGAAGGUUCAUGCAGCUAACGACUCCAGUCACGGUUCUCACAUUCAGCCCUGAUGGUCAACUGUUAGCAUUUGGCAGCAAGCACAAGAAGGAUGCACUACGACUAGCACAUUUGCCAAGCUGCACGGUCUACAGGAACUGGCCGACGGAACAGACGCCCCUUGGCAGGAUUUCAGAUGUGGCAUUUGGUAGAAAGAGUGACUUGCUGGCUGUUGGCAAUGAUGCAGGAAAAAUUAGAUUAUGGGAGAUCCGAAGCUAG
Messenger RNA from Daldinia childiae, 1800 nucleotides. RefSeq names its product putative U3 small nucleolar RNA-associated protein 18. The coding region runs from base 1 to 1800 and encodes 599 amino acids. Gene Ontology annotation, cellular component: Pwp2p-containing subcomplex of 90S preribosome; small-subunit processome. NCBI's taxonomy places the organism in Eukaryota, Fungi, Ascomycota, Sordariomycetes, Xylariales, Hypoxylaceae. The transcript has a single exon. Gene Ontology annotation, molecular function: protein binding. The record is from RefSeq and is a predicted model, not a curated record. Gene Ontology annotation, biological process: rRNA processing.